Molecule: messenger RNA, 492 nt
Organism: Acaulospora morrowiae
Lineage: Eukaryota; Fungi; Glomeromycota; Glomeromycetes; Diversisporales; Acaulosporaceae
Source: the annotation of a GenBank genome assembly
AUGUCAACAACGCAGAGUCCCGUAACCUCCUCAUUCAAACCUGAAACCCAUGUCUUGAAGGAUGAUGAAAAAGAAGUUUCAAGAACAGAACUUAUCGAUCAUGAAACAUUCGAUCAAUUACUUGAAAUGGAUGACGACGAGGACCACGAUUUUUCUAAAUCUAUAGUAUUGAAUUAUUUCGAACAGGCAGAAACGACCUUUGAUGACAUGGAUAAGGCUUUGGAGAAGAAAAAUCUUAUCGAAUUGUCAAAACUAGGACACUUCCUUAAGGGGAGUUCUGCAGCCAUUGGUCUCACGAAGGUUAAAGAAUCAUGUGAGAAAAUGCAACAUUUCGGUAAUAUGAAGGAUGAAACAGGAUCAAAUUCCAUUUCUGAAGAGGAUGCAUUAAUCAAAAUUUCAAAUUUACUGGAGAAAGUUAAAAGUGAAUAUAAAGAAGCGGAGGAUUACCUAAAAAAUUUUUAUUCUGAGCGGGACAAUACAGGUGAAAGUUAA